This is a messenger RNA of Neoarius graeffei (lesser salmon catfish), 1769 nucleotides long. It is a transcript of the gene bicdl2, whose product is annotated as BICD family like cargo adaptor 2. The coding region runs from base 229 to 1584 and encodes 451 amino acids. The record is from RefSeq and is a predicted model, not a curated record. Gene Ontology annotation, biological process: vesicle transport along microtubule; Golgi to secretory granule transport. Lineage: Eukaryota; Metazoa; Chordata; Actinopteri; Siluriformes; Ariidae. The transcript is spliced from 11 exons.
GGGUGUGAACAGUAGAACUUUGAUUCCAAGGAAACCACCAGUGCCUUCCAUUAGCUAUACACGAUAGCAGCAAAGCAGGAACUUGACAGGGUUUUGACCUGCUGAGUACCAAAUCCACAAUGAAGACCUCACUUGCUGUUGAGAGCUGAAAAUGUUGAUGUAUGACACUUCACCCCUUAACCAAACUUAAGGAGAAGCAGCCCAGCUUGGAACCCACAAAAAGCACCAAUGAUCUCGACCCGAAAAGAAAGCAUAACUUCUCCCAGCCUGGAGGAUUCGUUCUUUCCCUUCUCCUCGUCAACCCCUAUUACCCGGCAUCGCGUCAUGGGCCCGUCGGUCAGAGCAAACAACCUGCUGGCAUCCCAGACAGACCAUAACAGCAGCUCGAGUGUGUUGGAGAAGGAUCUUAUCCUGGCAGCUGAGGUGGGCCAGGCUCUUCUGGAGAGGAACGAGGAGCUGGAAGCUCAGCUGGAACAGAUGAGGAGAGACAUGGAGGCUUUACAGCAGGAGAAACACACGCUACAGAGACACCUGGAGGUACGGGAACUAGAAGCAGGGCAGCGUGAGGCAGAGCUACAGGCUGAUAUCACUUCACUACGACAGCAGUUUGACCAGAAGCACAACCAGGGUCAAGACCGACGCCGUGAAGAAAAUGAGCGACUUACACAACUGUCCAGUCACAACCAGAAGCUGGUGGAGCAGUUGGCUGAGGCAGUGUCGUUGGAGCACUCUCUGCGCCUUGAGCUGCGCUCUCUAAGAGAGGAAAUGGAGGACACCAGUUUCAGCAGAUCAAUAAACUCCGCUCACUUGGACACCCUGCAAGCAGAGAAUCGACUUCUGAAAGACCAACGCUCCAACAUGGAUGUGCGGCUGAAGUCAUCAGAAGAGGACAACGAGAGGAUAAGGAUUGAGAGGGAUGGACUGCGUGUGAGAAUCCUCGAAUUACAGACCAGCCUGAAGGAAAAGGAGGGUGAGCUCGAGCAGCACCAGAGUGAGGCAUUCCAGUUGCGCACCAUGAACCGGAGCCUCCAGCAGAGAGUCCAGGCUUUAGGAGAAGAAGCCAGUCUUGAGGAGAUCACGUGCUUCCCCUUGUCCCUCCAGAAUGAACUGCAACAGUCUCAGGCCAAAGAAAGCAUCUUGGCCCAUUCUGCUAUCCUGCAGGAGAAACAGGAGGAGAUUGAAAGGCUAAAGAAAGAGCUGGAGUCCAGCCAGGAUGAAUUAACUGCUCUAAGAGGGGAACUGAAGCUGUUCGGCAGUGAUCCCAGCAAACCACCAUACAGUGCUUUGGAGGAAGAGCUCGCGUUGGCCCGACAGGAACGGGACUCGCUCAACCAGCAGCUUCUGAACACCAUCAGACACAAGGUGGCGCUCUCUCAGGAAGUCGAAUCAUGGCAGGAAGACAUGCGUUUGGUGAUUUCCCAGCAGGUCCAGCAACAGGUACAAGAAAGGGAGAAGGAGCAAGAGAAGGAGAAGAUGGCAUCAUCUCUGCAAAGAAACGUUCGCACAAGCAGGUCUUUCCGUUUACCAAGAGAGGAGGGGAAGAAGAACUUCUUUGCUUUGUUGGGAAUAAAAAAAAAUGACUGAAAAACCCCACAACAGGACGAGGUCAUGAACUGCCGCAUGGAAGAAGACGAGUCACUUUACUGACAUAAAUAAUAUGAAGCAGACGAAACUGUUUACACUAGCAUGGCACUCAUGCAUAUUUAUUUCCUUCAAAAUGACACAUUUAUUAUGAAAAUGUUGAUUAAAAGUCUUUCAUGUCUGUCUGA